GAUAUAGUUCCCAGAUCAUUUAGGGUACCCUUAGGUUCUGUUGACUGGCCUCGGCUCUUCAAGCUUCAAAAUCAGGAUGGAUUUUGGCAACUUACCUCUGAGCUUGGAAUGCUUUUAGAUCUUGAUGUGCAUCAUUUAAUUGAUGUUUCACUUGCAAAAAAUGGAAUUCAGUCACUUGGUCCAAAAGGAAAAGAGAAGUUGUUGCGACUGAUUGCUACCCUUUUAGUGCUCCAAGCUAUAUAUUUCAAGCAACUGGAAGGUCUUAUCUUCAAAUCUCUAAUGAAAUUGAAAGACUCUCCUCCAUCAUGGGCACUUAAUCCAGUAAAGAAAGCAAUUGAGUGGGCAAACAAAACUAACCGUGAAUUUCCAGGUAUUUGCCAGCGUCUUCAGCUUGGAAAAGACUGGGAUGAUGUCACUAAAAAUCUCCUGGGUAUUUAAGUAAUGAACACAUCAUACUUCAUGCUUCUCCUUCUCUUAAUAAUUGAACACUACUAAGUUUGUUCUUCUCUUACUGAUGAACAUGACUCACAAUAAAAAUACAUAAUCAUUGAUUUCCUUAUUUAAGAUUAUAAUUAUGCUGAUAUUUAACUUAGUACUUUUUGUUACCUUUAUAUAUUUCAUUAUGUGUCCAUUGACUUCUCCAAUGAAUAGCAUGCAUGACAUGGCCAAGGUAAAUCAAACAUCAUCUUGUGAUUUUGGCUUCUAAUGAUAUGUCUGGUUUUAUACAAGCAGUGAAGAGUAUACUUGUAUAAACGAUAAGUAUAUAUUCUAGAAACACUAUCUAGAAAACUAUUUUUCUUCUUCCUCUCACCCUCUAAAUACAGUUAUUUUGUUUAGUUUUCAGAAAUACAGCUUGCUUUGUUAAAAGUUUGGAAAUUUUGAUUUCUAUUAAGCACAAUUGAUUUAAUAAAAAUCAAGUGAUUGAUACAAUU
Thamnophis sirtalis is the source of this 932-nucleotide messenger RNA. Lineage: Eukaryota; Metazoa; Chordata; Lepidosauria; Squamata; Natricidae. The record is from RefSeq and is a predicted model, not a curated record.